Molecule: messenger RNA, 474 nt
Organism: Haemonchus placei
Lineage: Eukaryota; Metazoa; Nematoda; Chromadorea; Rhabditida; Trichostrongylidae
Source: the annotation of a GenBank genome assembly
AUGGUACAAAUAUGGCAAAUGGAACCGUAUCCAUGUGGUGAUCCGAGGCUACCACAUCAUGUGUUCCCACCGAAAAUGAUUACACCGGACGAGUUGUCACGAAGGACCGGAACCCUCUACUGGAAGCUGGACACACUGGAUCAGGUUGCUCUUUCAAAACGACUUAUGAUCAUGAAAAUGGAGAGAAGCUUCACCAAGGAGGACAUUUUCACCCUUGACGCCGAAACAACCGCGAACUUCAGAGAUAAGAUCGACGAACUGUUCGAAGAAUCGAAUCAGCCCGAAGAUCAGGCAAGAAUGAUCAUCGAUGGUUCGGCAUAUUACGAUGUGGAAGACAAGAAUGGAGACUGGGUACGUAUCUUGUGCGAGUACGGAGAUCUUAUUCUGAUUCCAGCGAAUACGUCGUUCCGUUUCACGACAACACCACAGAAUUUCGUCAAGAUGCGCCGAUUCUACAAAGAGAAGGACGAAUGA